This is a messenger RNA of Daucus carota subsp. sativus, 1518 nucleotides long. RefSeq lists its product as uncharacterized. The transcript has a single exon. The record is from RefSeq and is a predicted model, not a curated record. Lineage: Eukaryota; Viridiplantae; Streptophyta; Magnoliopsida; Apiales; Apiaceae. The coding region runs from base 1 to 1518 and encodes 505 amino acids.
AUGGCAACUAAUUCUCAAUCGUUUCAAUCUGGAACGAUUCACAAUACCGCACUUAGUUACAAUGAUCCCUACUUCAUUUCAUCAAAUGACAAUUCUAAUGCUCAAUUAGGUCAUGUUGUUUUCACUGGAAACAAUUACAUCAAUUGGCAUCGGAGUGUUACUAUGGCGCUUGGCGCUAAGAACAAACUCGGAUUCACGAACGGAUCUCUCGUUCGUCCAUCUGAUGAUUCUGAGGAUCUGGAAAAGUGGAUCAGGAAUGAUUAUAUGGUGUGCAGCUUGUUGAUUAACUCAAUUGAUAAAUCAAUUGCAGAGAGCUUCAUGUUUGUCUCUUCAGCACAGGAAUUAUGGUCUGAGAUCGCUGAAAGGUAUGGUCACUCUACUGCUCCACAGCUGUAUGAUUUGCAUAAGAAUCUCAUGUCAGUUCAACAAAAUGAUGAUUCUAUUGCUCAGUAUUAUAAUAAACUCAAGAAAGUUUGGGAUCAAUUACAUGUGCUUGAUCCAUUGCCUAUCUGUACGUGUGGUAUUUUACUUAAAUGUUCUUGUGGAUUCCUUAAGAGAAUCGUUGAGGGUGAACAAUUGAAGAAAUUGAUUCAAUUCAUUGCUGGAUUGAACAAGUCUUAUGAUCAGGCUAAGGUCAACAUAUUGAGUAUGGAUCCUUUGCCUUCUGUUAACAAAGUAUAUCAUAUGUUACAACAAAUUGAGAGACAGAAUGCCUUGGCUAAUUCUCAAACUCUAGAAAUGAGUGCUUUGAUGACUGUCUCUAAUAACAGUAAUUUUCAGAAUUCUAAAUUUUCUGCAAAGAAAGAUGUUAAGGAUUCAGCUGUUAAUAAAAAUAAACUUGACAGAUUCUGUGAGUUCUGUAAAAUGAAAGGACAUUUGAAGGAAUCAUGCUUCAAAUUAGUUGGAUAUCCUGACUGGUAUAAAGGCAAAACUUCUGAUACUUCUUCAAACACAGUGACACAAAAGUCAAAUCAGAGAUUAGCUGCAAAUGUUCAGGAGUCUCCAUUGGAUUUUUCUGUUCAGGAUUCAUCUUUUCCAGUUGAUGAUUCUCAUCAUCUUGGAUUAUAUAAGGACUUUAUGAAAUUUAUGCAGAUGAAUCAAUCUGCACAUUCUUCUACAGAUUCACACUCUAUUGUGAAUUUUGUUGACACAAUUCCUGAUUCUCAAGCUAAUUCUGUUACUGUGGCUUCAAACAGCUUGGUUUGGGUAAUUGAUACAGGGGCAAGUGAUCAUAUGGCUAUUUCUCUUGAUGUUUUCAUCAAUACUGAACAGCUGAUUACACCUUUACUGAUUGUUUUGCCUGAUGGUACAGUUAAGCAUGUGAGGACUGUUGGUACAGUUUCUCUGAAUUCUGACAUUACUUUGUCAAAUGUUUUCUACAUUCCUGAGUUCAAGCAUAAUUUGCUCUCUGUUGCAAAGCUUUUAGAUCAACAUGAUUUACUAUGUGAGGAUGUUUCUAGUAUAUUUGUAGAUAUCAGAUUCAAUGAAUUCCUGAUGAUCAGAUUACUAUGUUCAUGA